AUGGCCUUAGACUUUUUGUUGUCACAGCUGGCAAAGGGGAAUGGUAUGAGUGUGCUACUGCCCACCGCUGCCACUACUGUAGCACUCAGGGCCCCUCAACACAGGCGGCAGAGGCGGAGGCCUUGGCAGCGGGAUGGCCGACGUGACAAGCCCAAGGUGCUUAGGGCCGCUGGCGACGACAGCCCGCAUCCACAGCCCGUGGAGCCACCGGGGGAACCUCACCCAGCCGCGCAGGAGAAGCAGCCGCCGCAGCACAACGGCAGCUCCAAUGGCGUUAAAAUGGAGAAUGGUGUCAAAGAAGAGAAACCUGAAUUAAAAGAAAAAUCUGUAGGAAAUAAGAGGGCCAAUGGAUUUCAUCCUCAUUCAAAAGACAAGAAUUUAGGCACUGGAGAAAAGAAGGGUCCAAAUCGUAACAGAGUUUUUAUUAGCAACAUCCCAUAUGACAUGAAAUGGCAAACCAUUGAAGAUCUAAUGAGAGAAAAGUUGGGUCAGGUUACAUAUGUGGAGCUCUUUAAGGAUGCGGAAGGAAAAUCAAGGGGUUGUGGUGUGGUUGAAUUCAAAGAUGAAGAAUUUGUCAAGAAAGCACUAGAAACUAUGAACAAAUAUGAUCUUAGUGGAAGACCCUUGAAUAUCAAAGAGGAUCCUGAUGGAGAAAAUGCUCGUAGGACAUUGCAACCAACAGGAGGAUCAUUUCCAGGAGGACAGGUACCCGACGUGGAAUCGGGAUUGAUGAAUUUACCACCUUCCAUUCUCAAUAAUCCAAACGUUCCUCCUGAGGUUAUCAGUAAUUUGCAGGCUGAUAGACUUGGUUCCACAAUUUUUGUUGCUAAUCGUGACUUCAAAGUUGGUUGGGAGGAGCCAAAGGAAGUGUUCGGCGUAGCUGGAACUGUAAAUCGGGCAGAUAUUAAAGAAGACAAAGAUGGCAAAAGCAGAGUAAUGGGCACAGUCACUUUUGAACAGGCAAUUGAAGCAGUUCAAGCAAUUUCUAUGUUCAAGGGGCAGGUUUUCUUUGAUAGACCUAUGCAUGUGAAAAUGGAUGACGAGUCUGUCCCUCAUGAAGACUACCAUUCACAUGAUAGUAAAACACCACAAUUACCACGUGGUCUUGCAGGCAUUGGAAUGGGACUUGGUCCAUGUGGACAGCCUAUUAGUGCCAGCCAGUUGAACAUAGGUGGUGGAAUGGGAAAUUUAGGUCCAAGUGGUAUGGGAAUGGAUGGUCCAGGUUUUGGAGCAAUGAAUAGAAUUGGAGGAGGAAUUGGGUUUGGUGGUCUGGAAGCAAUGAAUAACAUGGGAGGAUUUGGAGGAGUUGGUCAAAUGAGAGAGCUAUACUGUGGUGCGAUGACUAGUAGCAUGGAGAGAGAUUUUGGACAUGGUGAUAUUGGAAUAAAUCGAGGCUUUGGAGAUUCCUUUGGUAGACUUGGUGGUGGAAUGGGUGGCAUGAACAGCGUGACUGGAGGAAUGGGGAUGGGACUGGAUUGGAUGAGUUCCAGCUUUGAUAGAAUGGGACCAGGUAUAGGAGCUAUCCUGGAAAGGACUAUCAAUAUGGAUCGAGGAUUUUUAUCAGGUCUGAUGGGAAGUGGAAUGAGAGACAGAAUAGGCUCCAAAGGCAACCAGAUAUUUGUCAGAAGUCAUGUAAUGUUUGCAGAAAUAAAAAUGGAGAAUGGAAAGUCAAAAGGCUGUGGAACAGUCAGAUCUGAUUCCCCAGGAUCAGCUGAAAAAGGCUGCAGAAUAAUGAAUGACAUAAAAAUCACUGGCAGAGAAAUUGAUGUUCGCUUGUAUCAUAAUGCAUAA
This is a messenger RNA of Balaenoptera musculus (blue whale), 1791 nucleotides long. RefSeq names its product myelin expression factor 2-like. The record is from RefSeq and is a predicted model, not a curated record. Gene Ontology annotation, cellular component: nucleus; cytoplasm; post-mRNA release spliceosomal complex. Gene Ontology annotation, biological process: regulation of mRNA stability involved in response to oxidative stress. Gene Ontology annotation, molecular function: mRNA binding. Lineage: Eukaryota; Metazoa; Chordata; Mammalia; Artiodactyla; Balaenopteridae.